GAAGGCGGCGGCAUCGCCCCCGCGGGGCUCCCCCCGCCGCACCCCGCUUUUCCUCAAAGUUCGGGGCGGGAGCGGGGGGGAGACCGGAGCCAACUUGUCCCGGAUCCCUUUAUUCGCCGCCGGAGCCGCCGUCUCUCCCAACCCCCGCGUGUAUUGCUGAUCGGAGGGACGGAGCUCGGUCCUGUGUCCGCCCCGCUCCUUCCUGCCCGCACCAUGGAGUUCGCCCAGAGGAAGAGGAGCAGGAAAUCCCAAAGCUUUAAACUGGUCAACGAAGAUUACCAUCAUGAGAUAUAUAAGAUCUCUGACUACAGCAAUGAUGUUAAUGGGGAGACCAAAGAAACACAACCAGUUUUUUUAGGAGAUGAAAGCCGGGAAAUUAAAAAACAAAUUACAGGGAUGAGAAGAUUACUGAAUGACAGCACUGGAAGAAUCUAUCAACGAGUUGGCAAAGAAGGAGAAAAACUGAAGGAGGAGCCCCAAGAUUUAGACUUAGCCUGGGCCCAGCGGCUGAACCCCCCUGCAGAGUCCCAGGAGAGCCUUCAUCCGUCCCAGAGCGGAGCGUGGAGUGAGCUGUCACCCCCCGGCAGCCAUCUGCCAGGGCAGUACGGAACCAGAUCCAAAACAUUCCAGAGUCAGGCUCGAACUGUGGCAUCCAAUGGAGAAAUUCCAAUGGUGAAUUCAUCAGCUGGACCAAACUGCUGUACGUGUAAUUGCCAGUCAACCCUGCAGGCCAUUCUUCAGGAGCUCAAGACCAUGAGAAAAUUGAUGCAGCUGCAAGCAGUUGGGACUCAAAACAGACAGCAGCCUCCUGUUCCUCUGAUUUGUGCACAGAAGUCAACAAUAUCAAGAAAGAGAAAUAAAAAGAGAAAACUGCCCCUCAAAGUUGUUGAAGCAGUUUCCACAAAUAAGAAACCCAGCUCUCCAGAGAAUGAGAAGAGGCUGCCAGCAAACUCAGAACAAUCGAGUCUGCCAGCAAUUGAACCCCCCCUGAAGCCAGACACCCCUCUUUCAGGGUUUGGAAUUAUCCUUGAAUCAGCUUCAUCAGAUCCAGAAGUGCAACUUGCAGAAGGCUUUGAUGUCUUCAUGCCAAAAUCACAGCUGGACUCUAUACUAUCAAACUACACUCGCUCAGGAAGCCUGCUCUUUAGGAAGCUGGUCUGUGCAUUUUUUGAUGACAAGACUUUGGCUAAUUCUUUACCAAAUGGCAAAAGGAAAAGAGGGCUCAAUGACAACCGGAAAGGACUAGACCAAAAUAUUGUGGGUGCAAUAAAAGUCUUUACGGAAAAAUACUGCACUGCUAACCAUGUGGAUAAACUUCCUGGUCCUAGGGACUGGGUCCAGAUUCUUCAGGAUCAAAUUAAACUUGCAAGAAGACGAUUAAAAAGAGGCUCAGCUCCUUUCCUUUAUUAUCCAGACUCUUCUUGCCAGAAAUUAGCUGAUCCAUCCAGGGUUGCAAAUGAGUCUUCUCACAUUCCUUGUGAAAGAAUCAGAAAAAAAAAACCCAAAACAAAAAAAAGAAAAGGCAGCCACCCACCCUGGUUGUGCCAGCAAGGCUCUGCAAUACGUGGGAGGCAGCUUGCCAGCAGUGACAGGUAAUCUGGGCAGGGUUUUGCAGCAAAGCUGCUCAGCCUGGGCUGGGAUAACCUGGAUGCUUGGGACCAGCCUGCAGCGAGCUCAGUGCUGAGCUUUCACCCUGACAGCACCUGGCUCCUGAGCCCUCAGUGUGCAGCCUGGAAAUCCCAGUGGGGUUCUUGGGAAAGCAGUGUUACUGAUUAGGAGACAUGUAAUUACCUUACCAACCAUAGCUAGUCUCCUUCCCAUCUUCAUCCCUCCAGUCCUACAAGGGCUUUCUCCACACUUCCCCUUUCUCAGCCUGCAGGUUUCUUAAGGCCCUCUCAGGGUUGUAUUUCUUGCCCUGGGUAUAUCUGACACUGCUGUCUGAGGCACUUCACUUGUGCCACCUCCUUAAACACAGUCCUUUGCUGUUCCUGUAUUUAGCUGCCUGCCUUUUCCCCUCUUCCCUUCUGCCCAUCAGCACAAUUAAGUGCCUGUUAGCAUCCAUGGGAUGGGAAACCUGAUGGCUCCUCAGGGGAUGCUCACCCUGGUGGUGAGUGAGACCACAGGAAAUGUCCUCCCCAUCUCCCUGUCUCACAGGGCCAACCUUUUCUGUCCAGAGCUGCAUUUCUGAAACACACACUUAGGCUGGCAUCUGAAAUCAUUCUCCACAACAUUAUUAAUGCCAGGAGGGAAAAGCACAAGACAGAGGAAAAUGAGAAACACCCAGAGACAGAAAUAACACAGGGGGAGGACAAAAGUGCAGAUUAUUCAGUAGCAUAAGCUUCCCAGGGUAGAGAAACAAACCAGCACUGGCCUUAAAAAGGGUUUCUUGUGUGUUGGGGGAGGGAGGACAGAGGGAUAUGAGAUAAUCUUGUUAAAGGCAGUGUCAGAUUACUGGUGUUGUACAACAGGAUUGUUUUCUGCCCCUUCCAAAGCUGCCUUUGGGCCUCCCCAGGACGGGAGGGUGGAAGUGGGAUGUCAGGCUACAGUAGGGUGAAGGGUGCAGUGCAGGAUGUGGGGAUCAGAGGGUCCUUGGGUUGUCUGCACAAGAUCCCUCAGGAAAGAGGAUUGACCUAAUUUUGUUUUGAUUUUUAUUUUCUUUCAUCCUUUUUUAUUUGCUUUUCUUCUUGCCUCUGCAGGAUAUUAAUUAAAAUGACAAUGACAUUCAGCUUUUGCUUUUCAAAUGGGGCCACCUCUAUCUCUGGUCCUUGCUCAGGAUGGCAGAAUCUAAGCAGAGGAUAUUGUAUGUAAGCUAGCAAGACUUUGAAGGAAAACAAGUGGAGCUGAGUAGUGUGCCAGAAUCAGAUAGCUCCCCUGUCUGUGCUGCAGAGGGAAGGUAACUUGUUCACCUCUAUGUGGAUGCACAGUGAGCAGCAGUGCACCUAGCAGCCCCUCAAGUUUAUUUGUUGAAAAAUCCCCAGCACAAUACCUAGAUUGGUAGAAAAGCUCUUUUUGUGUGCUCUUUACUGGCCAAUCCCUGAAGUGCCCCAGUUUCUCUCUGACGUGGCCACAGGCAGACAUGCUGUUUUCAGUGUGCCAGGAGUGGCUGAACACACCACUGUGGCCACUGGCACCUUCCCAGCCACUGCCAUCUCCUCUGGUGGCUGUAGCCAGCCCAGCCUGACCUUGCACUGGAGUUUCCCAGGCCUUUGUGACAGCAAAACAGUAGAUGGGAACAGAGAGGCAGGAGCAGACAGCUGGUUGCAGUAACAUCCUCAUGUUGUUGAAAUAAGAUUUGUUGGUACUUUUCUGCUACAAUUUUGAGCUUCUGAUAUGAGGAAUCUAGAGCUGACCAGGCAACAGAUCCAUCUAUUCCUGUACUUUGUGUCCAGCAUUGGCUGUUGGCUGAUGCCUGGGAAGGUCUGUAGGACCAAGGGAAGGAUGUUGUGGUGUUUGGUAGGGUAGACUCUCAGCCCUCAGCAGCUUUAUCCUGAAAUAGAUCUAGUGAUGUUGGAAUUAUGCACAAUUUCUCUAUUUAUUGUGAAACCAUGCCAAAAUUGUGUGCAAUUUAGAGACCAAAACAGGAGUGGAGGGCAAACAUGAGAAGCUCUUCCAGGACUUCAUGUUGUAAACCUUGGCUUUUAAGUAUUUGAAAACUAUGGGACUUGCAGCCACUGGGAUGUGGGAUUCAUCACUCUUCUGGGUGAGCUCUUGAGCUCUCCCAGUCUGCCUGUGGCCAGAGGAGCAGAAGCUGAGCAGGUGUCCAGUGUCCAUGCUCCCAGGUCAUUCUCUUUGAGUUUUGUCUCCUCUUGCUCACUGGAACAUGCAGCUGAUCCUGUGGGGUAGGCUAAAGUGCCCAAAGAACAAAUCUGAGCCACCAAUUAUCCAACUUCACCCAGGACUUUCUGACCCAAUGUGUCUCCCUGGUGCUUGAUCUCAUUAUUUAUCUGCAUCAGUUCCUGGUUUGUCAUAAUGCACAGGCUUUAUAUGGAAAAAGCUUAAGAUGAUCCAUUUAUUUCAGAGGUCACAAGACAACUUUUUAGUCAGCACUGUGUUGGGCUAAAUUUUAAUAGCAGAAGUAUUUAAGAGGAGGGACAGGCUUUUCAUCCUGCUUGCCUUCCCCCAAACCAUUCAGUGCAUCCUCUGAUGAGUUUUUCAUUUCAAACCAGACAGUAAGACACUGCAUUCGUGAGCAGCCCUCUCCACUUUAUCCUGUGGAACAUUAUUUCAGUCUGAAAAUGUAAAUCCUGCUCUGUCUUUCAAUUACAGUAAUAAUUUCAGAGAAUUCUAUCAAACAACUGGGGUGGAUCUGCUUUUUGUAGCCCCUUCUAUAGGGUGUACUCCCAUGAGUGUUUCCAAAUUAAAUGAAAUUAUGAUCACUAGAUCAUAGAUGCUGCCCAGCUUCAACCUUAUUUACCAUAUUUGGCUCAUCUCCUAGAAUUAGGGACUGAAAAAGCUCCUUAUUUCAAAAGCUAAUCAAAAAAACCACUUAAAAAAUCUGCUUUCUAGAAAAUAGUUCCCCCGUGUAGAUUUUGAAAGGUUGUUAUCCUAAGCCAAAUAAAAAAUCAUUUACAUUCUGAAUCAAUGACAAUAUUUUUCAUAGCUGGGAAUAUUCUAUUUUUUUAAUUUAUUUAUUUUCCUUCAGCUUGUUCUUAGUUCUUUUAGAUUAUUGCCUGAGAUCUGAGACUUGGGUAGUGUUUUUUUAUUUGUUAGAUCUGAGAAUAAAGCUGCCGCUGCCAUUAAAUUUUUAUUGGCCUUGUUCAGUCUUUUCAAAAUUUCACAAGUUAGCUGUCACAAAGGGGAGAAGAGACUGUGAGGUUAAUGUUACAAACAGAUGUUAUAAUUAAAAUUAAAGAUAUGAUAAUAUUCUUCAGCCUUGACUACUGGUCCCAUGUCAUGCCAACAGCAGAGCAUAGUGGAGCACAGCUUCAUGAUGCCAGGUCUGUCUUCUCCCAGAGGAGGAGCUGAACUGUUUUGGUGGAUGGGAUGGGAUGCAAAGUUGCCCUGGAAGGAAAGAAGUCAAAGGAAGUGUGUGUGCAUGGGUUUCCCCUCUCAAAGCAGCAUGAAUUACAAUGCAAACUGCCUCAUAAUUUACAGUGCUGGGCUUGCCCCAGCGUGGUCCCUUCACCCUGCACAAGAGAACACGAGCAGGUGUGUGGUGGCCUUGCCAGUGGCAGCACACAGGGACACAGUCAGCCAUUAUCACAGAGAUCUUACAUGGGGAAAAUCAGAGGGAGCUGGCUGGCUGUUCCUGUCACCUCUGUGCAGGCACUGCAUUCGAGCCUUUUGAUUACUAAACUCUCCAUCCAUUAAUAAGCAGCAGGUCAGGGUUCACACAUCUCCCACAGUAAGUUCUUCCUCCCUUUUUAUGUUUUGAAGAACCCAGGAGCCAUUAUUCCACAGCAGCUAUCCAUGGGAAAGCUGAUGCUGUGGGGUAAUAUGUAAUAACAAUAAUGUGUAAAUUACCACAGUGUGGGAUUCCUGGGGCUGUCCUGUGCAGGAUGAUCCUUGUGGGGCUGGAUGAUCCUUGUGGGUCCCUUCCAGCUCAGGAUAUGCUGUGAUUCUGUUCUAACACUGCCACAGUGAUGAGCUGUUCAUGCCAAGUGAUUAUUUGUGCUUAACCUGGAACCCUUGGAUUGCCUGACUCCUUAAAGGAAAAUACAGCAGUUUUGGAAAACAUGCUGCAAAUUAUUUAAAUAAAUUGCAUGCCAUGAUGCUUCAUCCUUUAAUUGUUUUUUUAAAUUAACAUUACUUUGUUGCAGUGUAAAAUAGUGGGGAAGGAGGAAAAAAUUAUUUUUAUUUAUUAUUUUUCCCUGGGAAUAUGCUUUUCUCCCAUGUCCUUGUUCAAACUGCUGCUUCCAUUGUUUUGCAGGAGGUUUUUUACUUGUUCCCAUUUUUCUUCAGCUUUCUGAUUCCCUGGUUUCUGCUUUUGACACAGUAUCUACAUGCUGCAAGAGAUUAGGUUGAUUUUUGCUUAGCAAUACAGACAGGGCCAGGAAGGAUGUAAGAUGAAGUGCAGCAUGUGGUACAGUGUGUUUGUGGCCAGUAUUUUAGAUUAAAACCAGCAAUAUUAAAAUAGUAACUGCUGUCUUCAACUUCCCAGCCCUGAGCACAUGUGUACUUCUUUCCAGGAAAGCAGCAAGUGUACAUGAACAGACAGACAUGCACCUCAGAAGCCCCACAAUCUGGGGGGAAUCUAGGGAAAUGACUACCAGCAUUAUUUUGCAAGGUCUGCAGCACUCUGUCUAAGCAAAGGACAGAGAGGAGGCUCUGAGUUCCCACAGUAGGCUCUCUUCCUGCUUGCCUUGUCUUGAAAGCUGGCCGAGGACAGUGAGGUUUGGCUGGCAGUCUGUGGGUGUGGUUGUCAAAGGCAAACCUUCCUUUCUUCUUGGAAUGACAUGUAAGAGACUGGUGGUUUAUACCCAUGUUAGGAGGUCGAGAUGUUUGCCAUCCCCCUGUGUUAUUUCCAGCUUCACCUGGAGCUGCAGUUACACAUCCAGGUUCAUAAAACAGAUCCUGGCAGCUGCUGAGAAGAGUGAGUAGCUCUCUGGGCAUCUGCUGUGCUCCCACUCCCUUGCUGGCACUGGCACAGGCAUUCCUGUGGCCAUGUUGUCAGUUUUUAACUGGAUCUGAUCUUGGUGACUGUAUAAACAUUUGUGCUGGCAUGAGGAAUGAGACUGGAACAAUUGGUGGAGAGCUGAACCUCAUUUAUCAGUCUUCUGCCAUAUUAAAAUGGCCAGGUAACUUCUGGUUCUGUAGAGUUGGAGACUCAAGUCCUUACCUCCUGGAAGUUCCUUGUUUGCAUUUGUUUCUUUCUGUAUUAUUGCUUUCCUCUGGUGUAGGAAGAGUUAGGCAGAAAGGUGGCCACAUCUCUGGAUCUACUUUACAAAUUGCUGCAGAAAUUUCUAGAAAAGCUGUCACUACAGUGGGCAGCCCAUUGGCUGAUUUUCAUAGAGGAAAGGCUCUCCAGUCCUUUGCCAGCACUCAGAUCCAGCUUCCCCCUUUUUCAUAGCUUGGCUCCCUUUUACCCAAGAGGGCAGAUGCAGCUUUGUCCUUGUAUGCUGAGUUGUGCCACAGAAUCACCUGGUGCAGGUUCUUUUCACAGCAUUGCUGGAAGUUGGCCUCAGACUGACAGGAUUUUUAAAGCCAUGUAAAUCCCAUUGGUGAGUUUUGCCUUCUCAUUGCACCAUGCUGUCUCCUCCCUUGCACAUCCAAUCCUUCCACCACUGAGUCUGGUCCAGAUUCAGACCUGCCUAGGUGAUCUCUUCCCAUUUAGUUCCUUCCAAAAUUCAAGGUUUUCACAGUGAGCUGUACCAGGCACUGAAUUUGUGGCACCUUCUCACAGAAAGCAGAGAAAAGUCUCAAUUCCACUGAGUCACUUGCAAGUCUGUGCCAUGAAUUUAUCAGGGCUCUGCAUUUAAACCUUUUGUGGGAGGAAAGCUGCCUGAUAAUAGGGUUUUAGUUUGUUUAUGUUUUCUUUGGUUAAUUUUGCAGAACUGAGAGCAUAUAGCUAAAAACUAACCUGACAUCCAGGCAUGUGGGAGAGACAGCACUCUCUUGGACCAGGGAUGGAGAGACAAGGGUUGGGAUUACAUUAGAAAAUUAAUGUAGAUUAGGAGCUGGAUUAGACAUUAUCAUCAUGAAGGCAACAACUGAACAUCCUCAUGUGCAGAGCCAUGAUAAAGAUGAUCAGAACAGUUAGCUUAGUCUCAAGUGGGAGGUGAACUGAAUUGCUUAGUUUAUCUCUAGCCUUGGUUUUGAUCCCUGUGGGUAUUGUGCAGUGAAUGGAUGUGAGCAGAUAUACAUCCACCACACUGACCUUGUACAUUGUAGUUCAUAGGACAAGGAAUGAUUAUUUUAAAGUACAACAUGGUUGAUUUAGAUUAGAUACAGGGAAGAAUUUUUUACAAUUUUUUACACUGGCACAGGCUGCUCAGAGAGAUGCUGGAUGCCCCAUCCCUGGAAUUAUUCAAGGGCAGGGCUCUGAGCAACCUGAUCUUGUUGAAGCUCUCUCUCUGCUAAUUUCAGGAGGGUUGGACUGGGUGACCUUUAAGAUCCCUUCCAACCAAAACUAUUCUGUGAUUCAGUGAUAAUGGGCUUGUCCUGUAUGACCACACCUCAUUUGCUGAAGUGCUCUCAAAGAUGUCAUUGUGCUUCAAAGGCCUUAAAUAUCAUGCUGCAGUGCCAAAAGACAAAGGUAAUAGGAUUUUGAAUAGGGCUUGUUUAGGUUAGGCACGGAUUUCCUGUUACACACCUUUGAUUUACUCAGGGUUCACAUGCACAUCCCAGGUACUGGAGCCUAACAAGUCCCUGCACAUCUGCUGAGUGAGGCAAGCUAUGUCUGUGCAUUCCCUUGGCCUCUGGCAAACACAAAAUGAACAAAUUAGGCUUUUAGCCUCCCUUCACCGUGGGCCAAAUUAAGUCAAAUGCUCUUGCAUAAGCUGUGGGUUGAAAGCAUGUGUGUAUAUACACAUUAAUUGCCAGUGCUUUUUUAAUUACACUGGGCACCCACCUGCGUUUUUGAAGACACUUUGCCCUAGUAAAUCUGUCCCCUGCAAAGUGAGCUUGCCUGUGGUCAUGGGUUUGGGUGCAGAAAUGGGAGCGUUCCUUUCCCUGCAGGCAUCAGAUGACUGUGGGUGGGUGGAGUUCAGCCUGCAAGGCUCUUCCUCUAAGGACCGCUGGGGACUUUUCUCGUGACUUUAUCAAGUGAUAACAACUCCUCUUAUCAUACAGACAUCCUGAAACCCGAAAAAGAACAAAUGUUACUCCAUCCCAUUGCUGGUACAAUUGCUCCUUAAUACCCAACUCCCUCUUCCAAGUUUGCAUUUUUAUUAUAUGACCUUUUCCUCCAAGCAGUGAGUUUUUAACAGAGCACUUGCAAAUUUGCAGCUGAGGAAAGUAGAUAGAAAAUGCAAAAUCACUUCACAGUCUGCAGCUUUUUAAUCACAUUCCCAUAUUCAGU
Messenger RNA from Melospiza melodia melodia, 8959 nucleotides. RefSeq names its product BEN domain containing 7 (gene BEND7). The record is from RefSeq and is a predicted model, not a curated record. The coding region runs from base 214 to 1596 and encodes 460 amino acids. Lineage: Eukaryota; Metazoa; Chordata; Aves; Passeriformes; Passerellidae. Gene Ontology annotation, molecular function: DNA binding. The transcript is spliced from 9 exons.